Messenger RNA from Saccostrea cuccullata (small rock oyster), 1654 nucleotides. RefSeq names its product heparanase-like. Bases 211 to 1344 code for a protein of 377 amino acids. NCBI's taxonomy places the organism in Eukaryota, Metazoa, Mollusca, Bivalvia, Ostreida, Ostreidae. The transcript has 9 exons. Gene Ontology annotation, molecular function: hydrolase activity, acting on glycosyl bonds. Gene Ontology annotation, cellular component: extracellular matrix; membrane. The record is from RefSeq and is a predicted model, not a curated record.
UCAAAAGUAUUAACUUUAGCUAAAGGUCUUUCACCAUACACCAAUACGUACCUGAGACUUGGUGGAACCACUGCCGAUUUUUGUACCUUCACAUUAUCAGAUGUCAAUAAUCAUUUUAAUGUCACGAAGAAGCAUGGGAGAAAAUGGGAGAGGCAGGAUCUAUUAUAUGAAUUCCUCAGGAAUAAACACAAAAAUCUAACCGAGUUCUAUAUGACAGCUAGAAUGUGGGAUGAAAUCCAUGAAUUUGUGCAGAAGGCCAGCUUGGAUCUAAUUUUUGACCUCAAUGUUCUUUUACGAACAAAAGAUGACCAAUGGAACAGCUCAAAUGCAGAACUAUUGCUGAAGUACACACAGUCCAGGGGCUAUAGAAUGGCAGGCUGGGAACUGGGAAAUGAGCCCAAUAGUUUUCACCAUUUGAAUUCAUCAAUAAAUGUAACAGCAGAGAGUCUAGGACAAGCUUAUUUUCAGCUUUCACAAAUGUUGGCCAAAUUUCCCCAAAUUCAAGGAAGAAUUUUCACUGGUCCAAGCACGACACAACUGAACAAAGAUCCCACAGUACGUUAUUUUACAGAAUUCCUGAAAACACCAGGAGGAGGAACGGUGACCUCUCCAAACUUCCAUCAAUACUAUGUCAAUGGAAGAACUGCUACAGUGAAUGAUUUCACAAACUCUGAAAUCCUGGACAGUUUUCAGGAGGAGUUGAAAACUGGGAACAAGAUCAUCCAGGGAAUGGGGGACAAAAGGAAACUGUGGCUGGGGGAGACGAGCUCGGCUUAUGGAGGGGGAGCCGAGGGGCUCUCAGACGCAUUUGUGGCUGCUUUCAUGUGGCUGGACAAGCUGGGUAUGGCAGCUAAAAACAGCGUGGACGUCGUCCUGAGACAGAGCUUCUAUGGUGGUAAAUACGCCCUGUUAGACGCCACAACAACAGACCCCAAUCCUGAUUACUGGUUGACUGUACUGUACAAACAAUUGGUUGGAAACAAAGUCCUUAAUAUAACAUCCUCUCCAAGUUCCCGGGAUGUGAGAUUUUAUGCCCACUGUUCUUCAGAAAGGUUUCCACUAGGCUCUGUAACAUUAUAUGGUAUGAAUCUACUUUCUGAUGGAGUAAAUGUGACAUUUCCUCAGCUUGAUGGACAGUUAAAAAUUUAUCUCCUGACUGCUCCAAACCAAGACCUGAAGUCCAGAUUUGUGAAUUUGAAUGGCAUUACCUUGGAGAUGACCUCUGACACCAGUUUGCCCCAGUUGACCCCGAGAAUAGGCACCAGUCCUGUCUACCUGCCUCCUUUCUCCUAUAUUUUUAUUGUGGCUGAUGAAAAGACUUACAGUAAAGAGUGCAUCCAUUGACAGGAAAACAUAAUGGAGAACUGGGCAUAUAUCCUGAUGGCAAAAUAAUGCUUCAAAGAUUGGUGCAUAAUAAUAAUAAAUAAGACCUGCUUGUGCAAUAUACUUUUAUAUUUUUUUGAUAUGUUUUUUAUUGAAUUUUUUGAUAUUAAACACAGUCACAUUUAAUAUUGUGUUGUUAACAUCUUGAUUUUGUAUAGAUUACGUACACAUCAAUUUGACUGUUUAAUGUCUAACUUUUAGAAUCUCAAUAAAGCGAGGCCAAGUCUAAUUAUUUCUAUACUAGAGAUUUUGAUAAAUUUUCUUGAAUUAA